Ruditapes philippinarum (Manila clam) is the source of this 1930-nucleotide messenger RNA. RefSeq names its product ultra-long-chain fatty acid omega-hydroxylase-like. Gene Ontology annotation, molecular function: iron ion binding; oxidoreductase activity, acting on paired donors, with incorporation or reduction of molecular oxygen; heme binding. The record is from RefSeq and is a predicted model, not a curated record. The coding region runs from base 76 to 1620 and encodes 514 amino acids. The transcript is spliced from 11 exons. NCBI's taxonomy places the organism in Eukaryota, Metazoa, Mollusca, Bivalvia, Venerida, Veneridae.
AUGCGUAUAAUCUGUGUCGACACCGCUAACGGACGAGUCGUGUAUUGUUUACCCAUAUUCUGACAGAAAUUAAACAUGUUUCCAACAUUUUAUGUGAUCUUACAAACAGUUUUGUUAAUUAUAGGAACAUACAUCUUUUAUCAUGCUGUUUCGAUAUUCAUCAAUUAUCGACAAAACAAGAAAAUAUUUAAUGGAGCUAAGGGUCCAGAAAAACAUCACUGGUUGUUUGGCAGUUUCUUCUAUUUUCCGACAGAUUUGCACGAGCUAACAAAGUAUUUGAUGGAAAUGGGUAAUAAAUAUGGAAGUGAACAAGGCUAUGUUGUACUCUGGGGACUGCUGGGAAAACCUGUUUUGUUUCCAACAUGUCCACGUGUUACUGCAAAACUGUUAAAAGGCAAUGAACCCAAGUCGAGGGGAUUAGAUGGAGGUUACAAACAUUUAUUACCGUGGCUAGGAGAAGGUUUGCUUGUAGCUAACGGUGAAAAAUGGGCGCGAAACAGACGUCUACUGACUCCCGCCUUUCACUUUGAGAUUCUGAAGCCGUACAUAAAUGUUAAUAACCAGUCUGCAGAUGUGUUUGUUAAAAAACUUGCAGCUAAAGCAAAAACCAGUGAAAGAUUUGAAGUGUUCCAGUACGUCAGUAUGUAUACAUUGGAGGUUAUAUUGAAAUGUGCUUUCUCAUACAGCGAAGACGUUCAAACAGCGGGUGAUUCUAACGAAUAUGCGAAUACAGUGAGUAGAAUAACCGACGCUCUUACAUACAGGUUCCUCAAUCCAUUGAUGCACUUUGAUGUCAUUUGGAACCUGAGUUCAACCGGACGACAGUUUAAAAAAGAUUGUGAUUUUGUUCAUGCAGUAGCCGAGGAAGUAAUUGACAAAAGGAGAGAUGCUUUGAAUAAACAAGACAGUACCAAGAGUAGCAGUUACACCGACUUUCUUGAUAUUCUUCUGACAGCACGUGAUGAAGACGGACAGGGUCUUACAAAACUAGAGAUACGGAAUGAAGUGGAUACUUUCUUGUUCGAAGGUCACGACACAACAGCCAGUGCAAUAUCAUGGAUCUUGUAUUCUUUGGCAGAGCACCCUGAAUGUCAACAAAAAUGUCAGACUGAGAUAGAUGAGAUACUUGCAGGCAGGGAAACAGAUGAGCUGGAGUGGUCUGACUUGAGUCACUUAGAAUAUCUUACUAUGUGUAUAAAAGAAGGAAUGCGCCUACAUGCUCCGGUCCCGGGUAUAACACGAGACACCACUCAAGACUUUGAUCUAGACGACAGAGUUGCUCCUAAAGGAACACAAGUCAUUGUUAAUAUUUGGGUAUUAAACCACAUGGAAAAUAUUUGGGGCCCUGAUCACAUGAAGUUUAAACCAGAACGAUUUUCGAAGGAAAGAAUUGACCAAAUUGAACAUUUCCAGUAUGUGCCAUUCUCUGCAGGACCAAGAAACUGUAUCGGACAAAUAUUUGCCAUGAAUGAAGAAAAAGUAGUCCUUACAAAGCUUCUUAGAAAUUUUACAUUUCGUCUUGACACAUCACAUACAGUAAAACGUAAAAUAUCGACUGUCAUGAGAACACAAAAUGGAAUGUACAUGUUUGUUGAGAAACGAAGACCAACCAUUUAUUGAAUUUUAGACAAAGUCUUGUUUUGUAUCGAGGAGAUAUAUGAAAGGCAUCUCUGACCUGAAAUGUACGGUGUAUAUAAAACUGUAGCUUACAAAGAAUGUAGUGUAUAAUGGUGAUAAUAAUGGUGAUAAUAAUUUAUAUAUAUUUAGAAUAUGCAAUACUUAUUUAUUUUAUGUUCAUUUUUAAAGCACUUUUUAUGAUUAAAACAGCCAGACAACAAAAUUAUACAUGUUUAUGAAUAUCCAGAAAGCGUUAAUUAUAUAAUAUAUUUCACAGAGUAAACAAAAAAAUUAGUAUUUACAUGAGUGGUGU